GCGUUUAGUUUCAUUCAUAAAACUAAAUAAGAAACGUUGCAGAUAAUUUGCACGUUUAUAUCGUUUAAAAUAUUUCGUUUGCGAGAAAUCAUUAUGGGUGACAUGAAGUUUUAUACUCCGAAAAUAUCACUCUUUAUAAUUAUGAUGACAGUUACAAAUGUGUGUAAGGGAUUAAUUGCAGUACAACCAUCAUCAUGUCCAUCUCAUUGGAAGCCAAAGGGAGUAAACACGAAUUACAAAGGAGGAAUGGACUUCCAAUUUGAUUCAACCACAGCCCACUCCAAUGUAAUGUGCACAUUGAAAAUCGCCACAGAACCGACGUACCGUAUUAGAUAUAAAUUUACAAACGUCUAUUACCACUGUUCUGAUUUAGACGAGAUGGAGUGUGGUAACAUCAAUGUUUUCAAUGUAUUCUCGAGUGAAAACAUGCAUAUUAAAGCACAAGUAAAAGAUAUUAAGCAGUAUCAAGACAUUUUCCAGGAGUCAAUUGGUUCUUACAUUGAUGUUGUUGCAAAUAUUUCUACGCCAAUGGUUCUGCGGGCAAGGAUUGAGUUCUACAUUGUUAGAUACAGUGAAUGUUCCACUGAAACGGAUGAGAUCUACUGUAACAAUGUAUGCAUGCAUAGAAAUAUUGCGUGUCAAUCGGGCAACACAUAUUGCUCUCGGAUACCAGACAAAUGUACAUCAUCUGACAUUGUAGCCAAUCCUUUUGGGUCCGGAGAGAAAACUUUAAUUUUUAUAUUAGUUGUCGUCAUUGUAGUAACUGUUGUUUCUUUACUUUUUCUAAAAGAGAGGAUAACAAACAGAAUGCGUUGUAAAAAUAAUAGAAAUGUCGAUAGACGUUCAAUCAUACGUACAGCAAAUGAAAUAUUUACUGUCCAGCUGGCUACGAGGGGUGUGGAUAGUCGUGAUGGACUGAAUUCUCAAGUUUUAGACGAAGAGGGGCUGCCGAUUGAGAUGUCUACUUUUGACCCACCUCCCGAAUACAAUUCGCUGGAAAAUACAUAUCAAUAUAUUGAACCAAGUCGCCAUUCUAAUGAAGAUAAGGAAGAUGAAUUGCCCCCAAGUUACAAACAUGUCAUAAAGCAUACAGAAGAAUACAAAAUAUCCACAGUUUUUGGAUAUAUGUGAAAAUUUUCGAGAUGACUUUUACAUUUUAUUUUUAUUUUUUAUGAAUGAACAUUGAACUGUAAAAUCCCUGUAUGAAAAACAAUGUGCUAAUGCAUUGUUUUCUUGUUAAUUGGAUAUGUCAAACAAAUAAGUGAUUAUUAAUACCCUGUUAUGUUUGUCCUACCUGUCACAGUAUGACAUUUACAUACUUCCUCAGACAGUUAUAAAAUAUAUUUAUUUGUUUGAGCAUUUAUCUAAUAAUGUAUUGUGAUAAUUAUAUGUUAUUGUAAUUAACUAUUAAUUUGUGUCCAUUUGUACAAUGUAUUAGUUUAGAGGGGGCGCACCCACUUAAUCGUACAAGUUUACUUUUUAUUUCAAAAUGUGGGAAAAGAUUAUAAAAUACGCUAGCACCCACUAAAUCGUCCAAGUUUACUUUUUAUUUCAAAUGUGGGAAAAGAUUAUAAAAUACGCUAGCACCCACUAAAUCGUACAAGUUUACUUUUUAUUUCAAAAUGUGGGAAAAGAUUAUAAAAUACGCUAGCACCCACUAAAUCGUCCAAGUUUACUUUUUAUUUCAAAAUGUGGGAAAAGAUUAUAAAAUACGCUAGCACCCACUAAAUCGUCCAAGUUUACUUUUUAUUUCAAAAUGUGGGAAAAGAUUAUAAAAUACGCUAGCACCCACUAAAUUGUCCAAGUUUACUUUUUAUUUCAAAAUGUGGGAAAAGAUUAUAAAAUACGCUAGCACCCACUAAAUCAUUCAAGUUUACUUUUUAUUUCAAAAUGUGGGAAAAGAUUAUAAAAUACGCUAGCACCCACUAAAUCAUCCAAGUUUACUUUUUAUUUCAAAUGUGGGAAAAGAUUAUAAAAUACGCUAGCACCCACUAAAUCGUACAAGUUUACUUUUUAUUUCAAAAUGUGGGAAAAGAUUGUAAAAUACGCUAGCACCCACUAAAUUGUCCAAGUUUACUUUUUAUUUCAAAAUGUGGGAAAAGAUUAUAAAAUACGCUAGCACCCACUAAAUCGUACAAGUUUACUUUUUAUUUCAAAAUGUGGGAAAAGAUUAUAAAAUACGCUAGCACCCACUAAAUCGUCCAAGUUUACUUUUUAUUUCAAAAUGUGGGAAAAGAUUAUAAAAUACGCUAGCACCCACUAAAUCAUUCAAGUUUACUUUUUAUUUCAAAAUGUGGGAAAAGAUUAUAAAAUACGCUAGCACCCACUAAAUCAUCCAAGUUUACUUUUUAUUUCAAAUGUGGGAAAAGAUUAUAAAAUACGCUAGCACCCACUAAAUCGUACAAGUUUACUUUUUAUUUCAAAAUGUGGGAAAAGAUUAUAAAAUACGCUAGCACCCACUAAAUCGUCCAAGUUUACUUUUUAUUUCAAAAUGUGGGAAAAGAUUAUAAAAUACGCUAGCACCCACUAAAUCGUCCAAGUUUACUUUUUUAUUUCAAAAUGUGGGAAAAGAUUAUAAAAAACGCUAGCACCCACUAAAUCGUCCAAGUUUACUUUUUAUUUCAAAAUGUGGGAAAAGAUUAUAAAAUACGCUAACACCCACUAAAUCAUCCAAGUUAACUUUUUAUUUCAAAAUGUGGGAAAAGAUUAUAAAAUACGCUAGCGCCCACUAAAUCGUCCAAGUUUACUUUUUAUUUCAAAAUGUGGGAAAAGAUCAUAAAAUACGCUAGCACCCACUAAAUCGUCCAAGUUUACUUUUUAUUUCAAAAUGUGGGAAAAGAUUAUAAAAUACGCUAGCACCCACUAAAUCGUCCAAGUUAACUUUUUAUUUCAAAAUGUGGGAAAAGAUUAUAAAAUACGCUAGCGCCCACUAAAUCGUCCAAGUUUACUUUUUAUUUCAAAAUGUGGGAAAAGAUCAUAAAAUACGCUAGCGCCCACUAAAUCGUCCAAGUUUACUUUUUAUUUCAAAAUGUGGGAAAAGAUCAUAAAAUACGCUAGCACCCACUAAAUCGUCCAAGUUUACUUUUUAUUUCAAAAUGUGAGAAAAGAUCAUAAAAUACGCUAGCGCCCACUAAAUCGUCCAAGUUUACUUUUUAUUUCAAAAUGUGGGAAAAGAUCAUAAAAUACGCUAGCACCCACUAAAUCGUCCAAGUUUACCUUUUAUUUCAAAAUGUGGGGAAAAAAUAUAAAAUACGCUAAACAUGCACCAUUUCCGACUACAAAUUGUUAAUUUUUUCUUAAUGGAGUAACAUUAAACCCCCAUGCAAAUAGUUUAAGCUUAUACUUUCGGUUCUGCGGUAGAGGCGUUUGUCAAAAGAUUGCGCCCCUUGGUUAUGCCCCCUCUUACGUAAAUUGCUAAAUUUGCCCCUGAUUUGAGUGAACUGAAACAGUCACCAUUGUCAUUGAAUACUAUACUUCAUCUUCAUCCUGUUAUCACGUCGACAUUUAUCCCGACAGUCUUUCAUGAAUGUAAACUGUGUUCUCACUUUUCAUAAUAUUAUGUCCAUUUACUUGUUCAGUUGUUUGUCAUAGUUCAAAAGUGAAUGUUUAAUUUUGAAUAGAGGAAAUAACGUGAGCCUGCCACUGUCAUAGGCAGACCCAGUUCUAGUACGAUUUAAUUUCAUCAUCAUUCAUAUUGUUUACAAUGAAAAACACUUAUUAACAUAGAUAUUUACAAAAACAUCCUGUGUUUGAUUAAUUUGAAUAAUUGUUGUGAUAAGCGUUAAGUUUAAUAUAAAUCUAUUAUAUGAAGGUCAAUAAAACAAAAAGAUGAUUUUGUCUUGUUUCAUUUAAAGGCCUAGUUUAAGGAAUGUCUGGCAUGAUAAUCUUUUGCUCUGCAUCUCCUGCUAAUUGCACUGGUGUCACAGUAGGGGUCAAUUUCCUGUGUAUUCGUUUAUUGGCUCAGGGCCAUUUAGGGUCCAUUUCUAUAUAAAAAUUCAAAACCUCCACAGUAGGACAUUGGUAAUGAUAUAUAAAACGCAAAUAAACAAUG
Molecule: messenger RNA, 4051 nt
Organism: Mya arenaria
Lineage: Eukaryota; Metazoa; Mollusca; Bivalvia; Myida; Myidae
Exons: 2
Coding region: 94-1131 (345 amino acids)
Source: RefSeq, a predicted model, not a curated record